Messenger RNA from Gasterosteus aculeatus aculeatus (three-spined stickleback), 3232 nucleotides. It is a transcript of the gene rrp1, whose product is annotated as ribosomal RNA processing 1. The record is from RefSeq and is a predicted model, not a curated record. Gene Ontology annotation, cellular component: nucleus; preribosome, small subunit precursor. Gene Ontology annotation, biological process: rRNA processing. NCBI's taxonomy places the organism in Eukaryota, Metazoa, Chordata, Actinopteri, Perciformes, Gasterosteidae.
AUCCGCGUCGCAUCUGGGAAACGUGGGAGAAGCGGAAGCGAAAUAAAACGUAUGCGAGUGAAGAGUGCAUUCACACGUGAAUUGGUGUGAGCAUGGCGUCGAUUCAGGAACCAGAGGUCCAGCUAGCGCAGAGAUUAGCUUCCAACGAGAAACUCGUCCGGACUAAGGCUUUGAAGAAGCUGAGGAAAUAUAUACAUAGCAGGUCUCAAAUCGCGACAGGUGGAUUCUCUGGGGAUGAGCUGCUCAAGCUGUGGAAGGGUCUGUUCUACUGCCUGUGGAUGCAGGACAAACCACUGCUCCAGGAGGAGCUAUCCAACCAAAUCUCUGCCCUGAUGCUCAGCUUUCACCAUGUUGACGGACAGCUAUUGUAUUUGGAGAGCUUCCUGCUGACCUUGAAAAGAGAGUGGACUGGUAUCGACAGGCUGCGAAUGGACAAGUUCUUCCAGCUUGUUCGCUUUAUGUUCAGACAAACCUUUGAGAUGCUGAAGAGCAGAAACUGGGAGAGCAGUGCGGUCUGCAAGUUUCUGAAGCUGCUGACGGAACAGCUCCUGCAGCGCGGCAGCGGGGCACCGAUCGGGCUGCAGCUCCACGUCCUGGACCUUUACAUGAGUGAGCUGGCGGCCGUGGGGUCAGCAGAGCUCACGGCCGAUCAGAACUUGAUAUUCAUUGAGCCAUUCUGCAAAGCGGCAGCCAAAACCAAGGAUCGGUGUCUCUUCAAUGCCAUCUGCAACAGCCUCCUCAGCGCCAUUAUUGACCAGGCCCCCUUCGCUAUUGACGAUCUGAUGAAGGAGUUGAAAGCAACUGAGGACUCUGACUCCGACUCGGGACAGGCUUCUGGAGAGGACCACGACGACAAACUAAAUGAGAACAUAAGCAAACCGGUCGGCAAGAAAAGGGCGCGGAAGCAGAUGAACGGUAAUGUGUCAAAUGACCAUGACGAUGAUGAUGCUGGGCUUCUCCAGGGGGAAGACUCCGACACAGAGGUGUCUUGCGAUGAAGACAUUGGACAUGUCCUACAGUUUAACUAUGGCGCCCUGGCAGACCGGCUGUUUGAGCUGGCCAGUCGGGGAAGCAUUCUCAGCCGGAACAGACAGAGACUCUACAAGAUGGUCAAAGUACUGCGUGAUCUGAAUGAAGGCAUCUUUCCUCCGGAUGAGUAUCCAGAGGAGGUCUCUACAGAUGAAGAUGACGACAUGUUCGGCAGCAGGAAGAGGAUGAAAAGAGUAGCAGGUCACACGGAGGCUAGAGAUGGGGGGGUGCCAGGAGCAAAGAAAGGAGGGCAGAAGGAGCCGUCCCCACCUGACAAGCAGAGCAAGGCUUCAGUGAAAGAUGACAAUGCAGCUGACCUGACUGCAAAUAAAAAGAAGAAAAAGAAAAGGAGGAAGAAAGCCAUGCAGGAUAAUGGUGCAGACAGAUCAGAACAGACGUGCACUGUGGCGACGAUUACAGAGACUGAAGGAGGCCUCCAUUGUUCACAGGAAAAAGCACAAACGCAAAGCUCCCUGAAACCUGUAACCGAACCAGUGCUCCUUUCUGAAGGGCCGACAGUUACCGCCAUAGGAAAAAAUGGCCAACCCGCCGACGGCACAAGUAGCAACAUGCCAUGUCCGACUCCUGAGCUUAACGUGGAAGUCCCAGAGACGGACAUGUCUUGUGAACCUUAUGCUACGGUCUCAGGGAAGAAGGGCCUGAAGGUAAAGUUACACACAGAUGAGGUGGGAGCCAAACUGCAUAUCAAUACUGAAGCAGAGAUUCCAUUAAGUCUAGAGUCUGCAGAAAACAACAUUGCACCAAGGGCUGAUUGUUCCACCACUGGCAAGAGGAAGAAGAGAAGCCUAACUAAAUUUUCCAAUGGAAAAGAAGUGAACCGUGUGGGCACCGCAGCAACGUGUCAAUAUUCAGAGGAAGGUAACUCCAACACUGGACUUGAGAAGCAAACUGAUUCUAUAACCCCACGCAAUAAGAAGAGUAAGAGAAGUAACCUCCUCCCUGAGUUGGAGGAAGGGGGAAAACUUACCAAUGCUGUAGAUGCAACCACAGCCCCACUUUCAAAGAAAAAGAAAAAAAGCAAGCCGGAAGAUGCUUCUCAAGAUCCAAGCACUGUGCUCCGACUAAACAAGAGGAAAAAGCCCCAAACCGUCAGUAAGACGGGGGAGGAAGACGCGGCUGCGGAGAAGUUACCGUUUGACAUCACUGUGACCGCACCAGCAAAUAAUAAAAUAGGAGAGUUGCAAGUAGUUUGCCGUGUCGAUGCAGAGCCCACAUUGGCUCCCUCUGGGAAACCACAGAAGAGGAAGAUCCCUGUGGUCUUUGAGUACGAGGUGGACGAGCUGGAGGCGGCAUUGAUCAACGGGGUCGCAGAGGAUGACUCUGUCACCAAGAAGGGUGAACCAGACUGCGACGUUGGAGAGCCAGCCACUCCUAUUCGCACUAAAAAGUCACAGAAGAAGACUUCUUCAGACUUCUGCGCCUUUCAGAGUAACGCGACAGUGCCAAAGCCACUCUUCUGCAAAACUAAGGGGAGCACCAGCAAGAAGAGUCAAACCCCCAAAUCAGAAUCCAAGAAAGUGACCUUUGGUCUCAAGAAUAAUAAGACCGCUGAGUUUCGGAAGACUGAUCGCAGCUUGCUGGUGAGUCCAGACGGCUCAUUACGAGUGCCCUUUGACCCCAAACAGAAACCAAAGUUUGGGGUCUUGAAGUCUCCACCCACAGCGCUCUCUGGCAGAAAGGUUCCGAAGGGAAACAGGAAGACCAGCAUGAAUACUCCCAAGAGUACACCGAAACGGCGCCCCUCGGCAGCAGACUUCUUCUAACAGACGUAGUCGUUUUCUGAAUAGACUGAUUUCUACACCCGCCCUUUGGAGAGCGAUGCGGUGGCGUUUCUAUUUGUACCCAAAAUCAGUGUUAUUUGUUUGCCUCUCACUGAGUUAACGUUUGGAAAAAUUGUAAUGAGCAACUAUUCAAAGUAAUUAACUUUUCAGUUAAUGUGAGUUUGAUACAGCACAUGUCAAAAUAAAUUAUAUUUUGGGAAGAAGUUGUCCUUUUUAAUUAGAAGAAAAUAAUUUACCAUGCAGGGCUUGGUGGUAUGACCAAAAAUUCAUAUCACCGUAUUUUUUUAUUUUUCCCUCGAGUAAAUCCAUUCAUCACCUCGACAGCUCCCAAGUGGCCAGCAGGUUAGCGUGUUAGCUGUUGUGGCUUGCCACACUUUGCAAUAAACUGUUUUCUGAUCUAA